CGUCGGAUGUAUAUGAGCGCAGGCGGCGGGAUCUCUCUCUCCUUUUACCGCCAUCGGAGCGGAGUCUCUUUCUUCCCCGGGACCUCUUCACUGCGCAGCGCCGCCUCAGCAACCCAGCCUCCGGCCAGAGAGCGAAGCAUCACUUGAGACUCAGCUAAGAUGGCAGACAUCGACAACAAAGACCAGGCUGAGAUGGACCCGGCAGAUAUGGAGGACGUGGAAGAAGUCGAAGAGGAGGAGACGGGAGAAGAUGAAAACAGCAAAGCUCGUCAGCUGACUGUGCAAAUGAUGCAGAAUCCACAGAUCCUCGCAGCGCUGCAGGAGAGGCUGGAUGGUCUGAACGGCUCACCGUCGGGGUACAUUGAGAGUUUACCAAAGGUUGUAAAGAGACGUGUAAACGCCCUCAAGAACCUGCAGGUCAAAUGUGCUCAUAUUGAGGCAAAGUUCUACGAAGAAGUCCAUGAACUGGAGAGAAAGUACGCAGCGCUCUACCAGCCCCUAUUCGACAAAAGAAGUGACAUAGUGAAAGCAGCUUACGAACCAACAGAUGAGGAGUGUGAAUGGAAGGCAGACGAAGAGGAAGAGUUGACAGUAAGUAAGCAGGACGAGAUGAAGGAGAAGGCAAAGCUAGAGGAAGAGAAGAAAGACGAGGAGAAGGAAGACCCCAAAGGCAUCCCAGAGUUCUGGUUAACAGUUUUCAAAAACGUGGACCUGCUCAGUGACAUGCUGCAGGAACAUGAUGAACCCAUCCUUAAACAUUUACAAGAUAUUAAAGUAAAAUUCUCAGAUCCAGGACAGCCUAUGAGUUUUACGUUAGAGUUCCACUUUGAGCCCAAUGACUUCUUCACAAACACAGUGUUGACAAAAACCUACAAGAUGAGGUCGGAGCCAGACGAGAGCGACCCCUUCUCCUUCGACGGACCAGAGAUCAUGUGCUGCACAGGUUGCACGAUCGACUGGACGAAGGGCAAGAACGUCACGUUGAAAACAAUCAAGAAGAAACAGAAGCACAAGGGCCGCGGCACGGUGAGGACGGUCACCAAAACAGUCCCCAACGACUCCUUCUUCAACUUCUUCACCCCACCAGAAGUUCCAGAAAAUGGAGAGUUGGAUGAGGACUCGGAGGCGGUCCUGGCUGCAGACUUUGAAAUCGGCCACUUCAUCCGUGAGCGAAUCGUUCCCCGGGCUGUGCUCUACUUCACAGGAGAAGCCAUCGAGGACGACGACGACGAUUAUGAUGAAGAGGGAGAAGAGGCAGAUGAUGAGGAAGGUGAGGAAGAGGCUGACGAGGAGAACGACCCCGACUAUGAUCCCAAGGUUUAAGUGGUGACAGUAGAAAAAUAACCCUAUCCUGAAGGAUGCAGCCCCCCCAGCUGAGUGUAAGCAGCAGUGAAGCCCGGCCCGGCUGCCUUGAGGAUCAACUGCACUGUAACGGCUUCAAAAACUUAAACAAAACAAAACAAAAAAAGAUUAAAAAAAAAAAUAGUUACUUACCGCCUUAUAAUGUUUUGUAUUUUUCUUGGUAGAGAAUUUGAAGAAAAAAAAAGUUUCAAGAUUUUUGUUACAAAAACUCAUGGUAAUAUACUGGGAGCUGUGUUGCUCAUUAUACAUAGUAUUUUACUAGACCUGUUUUUUCCUUCUCUUCCUCCUUCUCUGUACGAUAUCUAGAUAGACUACAGGAAAAAAAAUCUCCCUUGAACAGCAUGAACUUGUUUCUUCACUGCUAAAAAACUAGUUUGGGUUCUUGUGAAGUCUUUUGUUGUAUUUGCUCUUAGACAACAGCUGUGGUUUAGACUGCACAUCUCGUCGAUUUCUAAUAAUCCCAGCCCUCUUCUCCUCCUCCUACCAAAGCUCCGGAUUGGUCCAUUCUGGUUGUUUUUUAACUCUUAGUGGGGCCUUUAGCACUUGUAAAAGCACUGUAGCAUUUCCAGGUGGAGCGCCGGAGCAGAGACGGACGUAUGGCGAGCAGCCGGGUGUCUAUUCCACUAUCUAAUCUUGCUGAGCAUGGGAUCUGGAGUUGGCGUUUUCCCUGCGCCACUUGUGCUCAAAUACUUUCCGCUCUUGAUACAUUCCAGUAAGCAGGCUGGCUGGCAGCGUCGGUUUGGCUCCUCUUCUCCAUAACUGGACGUUUGAAUUGACAGAAAGUGGAUUUAUCGCUCCCAGGGCUUCGGUUAAGCCCAGUCAAGUCUCUUUAACAUUCCAGGGGAUGCUAAAAACGUAGAAAAGGGACGGCGAUACGAUAAAUCAGUGCUUCAGGCUCCUCGUAGGCUCGCAGUGGCGUCGCUGUCGUCUUUUAUAGCACUUUGUACUAGCAUGUGGUGUACCAGUGGCGUCCUGUCAUCGGUUAGCUGUCUGAGUAUUCCUUGUGAGCAGCACUUUUGUUUCACGCCCCCGUGUGUAACAAAAAGGGGGGGCGGUGCUGUAACGGCGCUCUGUGGAGAGUCCAACUUGUGCUAACUGGUUCUGAAGCAGUGUCUUCACCUGGUGUGGCACACUUGGCCUGUUCAGAGAGGCUUAGGGCAGAUGUAGCACAGCAAAGAUGAGGAAAUACACACCCCCCAAACCCCUUUUUCUUAUCAGUUUACCUCUUGUGUCGUUGAUGUGACUCACAGACCCCCGAGGUCUCACUCCAUUAUGAAUCACUGUGAAAGAAACCGAGGGGAUGUGUGAUAAGGCCGCCGUGUCGGCCAAUGACCCACCACCCUCCUUAACUUCCAUAACCCUGUUCCUUUGUUACCCAGAAGGCCACAGAGAAGCAUGUCAGAGCAAUACUUAACGCCAGGAGGGGCACCGAGAAGAAACCGUAGCCCGCCCUCCUCCCUCCCUGUCCAUCCUUCAAUGCCUUUUUGAUUUUAAGUCGUGAACGCAGCCCAGUGUCGGCUGUCCACUGUGGAGAGCAGGGUACUUCUCAUUCUGCAGGGAGUAUUCACAUCACGUUCAGCAGGAAAAAAUAGGACGCGAGAGGGUUUCUGUAGGGUCCUUCUGAGCAGCUGUUGUCAAGGCAAAAUGCUAUGCUACAAAAAUACUAAUGUACUCAAUAACUGUACGUGUAUGUUCAUGAAUAAAUUGGUUAAACAUG
Messenger RNA from Cheilinus undulatus (humphead wrasse), 3079 nucleotides. RefSeq names its product nucleosome assembly protein 1-like 1 (gene nap1l1). The coding region runs from base 160 to 1323 and encodes 387 amino acids. The transcript has 16 exons. NCBI's taxonomy places the organism in Eukaryota, Metazoa, Chordata, Actinopteri, Labriformes, Labridae. Gene Ontology annotation, cellular component: nucleus; chromatin. Gene Ontology annotation, molecular function: chromatin binding; histone binding. Gene Ontology annotation, biological process: nucleosome assembly. The record is from RefSeq and is a predicted model, not a curated record.